Messenger RNA from Marmota monax (woodchuck), 1339 nucleotides. It is a transcript of the gene Ntf3, whose product is annotated as neurotrophin 3. The transcript is spliced from 2 exons. Gene Ontology annotation, molecular function: growth factor activity; nerve growth factor receptor binding. Bases 217 to 1029 code for a protein of 270 amino acids. Gene Ontology annotation, biological process: nerve development; positive regulation of peptidyl-serine phosphorylation; memory. NCBI's taxonomy places the organism in Eukaryota, Metazoa, Chordata, Mammalia, Rodentia, Sciuridae. The record is from RefSeq and is a predicted model, not a curated record.
GGACUCAGAGUUGAAGGCUCCUCUCCUUACCGAGCAGCUCUGCGCACCGCCCUGAGAGAGAGCCCGGCGCAACUUUCUUCCCCUCUUCUUUCUUUCUUCUCUCAUUUUCCCUCUGCUGGGUAGUGGCUGCGGCGGGUGGGGGAGACUUUGAAUGACCCAGCUCACGUCUAUCUUUCUCUUCAUGUCGACGUCCCUGGAAAUAGUCAUACGGAUGCCAUGGUUACUUCUGCCACGAUCUUACAGGUGAACAAGGUGAUGUCCAUCUUGUUUUAUGUGAUAUUUCUCGCUUAUCUCCGUGGCAUCCAAGGUAACAACAUGGAUCAAAGGAAUUUGCCGGAAGACUCACUCAACUCCCUGAUUAUUAAGCUGAUCCAGGCAGAUAUUUUGAAAAACAAGCUCUCCAAGCAGAUGGUGGAUGUUAAAGAAAAUUACCAGAACGUCCUGCCGAAAGCAGAGGCAGCCCGAGAGUCAGAGCAGGGAGAACCUGCCAGGUCAGAAUUCCAGCCAAUGAUUGCGACAGACACCGAACUGCUGCGACAACAGAGACGCUACAGUUCCCCCCGAGUCCUGCUAAGCGACAGUACCCCCUUGGAGCCUCCUCCCUUGUAUCUCAUGGAGGAUUACGUGGGCAACCCCGUGGUGGCCAACAGAACGUCACGGCGGAAACGGUAUGCAGAGCAUAAGAGUCACCGAGGGGAGUACUCGGUGUGUGACAGUGAGAGUCUGUGGGUGACCGACAAGUCGUCGGCCAUUGACAUUCGGGGACACCAGGUCACGGUGCUGGGGGAGAUCAAAACCGGCAACUCUCCCGUCAAACAAUAUUUUUAUGAAACGAGAUGUAAAGAAGCCAGGCCAGUCAAAAACGGUUGCAGGGGGAUCGAUGACAAACACUGGAACUCUCAGUGCAAAACGUCCCAAACCUACGUCCGAGCACUGACUUCAGAAAACAACAAACUCGUAGGCUGGCGCUGGAUACGAAUAGACACUUCCUGUGUGUGUGCCUUGUCGAGAAAAAUCGGAAGAACAUGAAUUGGCAUCUCUCCCCAUAUAUAAAUUAUUACUUUAAAUUAUAUGAUAUGCAUGUAGCAUAUAAAUGUUUAUAUUGUUUUUAUAUAUUAUAAGUUGACCUUUAUUUAUUAAACUUCAGCAACCCUACAGUAUAUAAGCUUUUUUCUCAAUAAAGUCAGUGUGCUUGCCUCCCCCCAGGCCUCUCCCAUCUGUUAAUCUUGUUUUGUGAUCUGGCUCUCAGGAGCCUUUCUGUAAAAUCUGUGUACACCAGUACUUUGCAUUCAGUAUUGUCAAGGCCAUGACUGUCGCUUUAGUAAACUUGUUAAAAUCA